Molecule: messenger RNA, 2972 nt
Organism: Pungitius pungitius (ninespine stickleback)
Lineage: Eukaryota; Metazoa; Chordata; Actinopteri; Perciformes; Gasterosteidae
Product: fibrinogen-like protein 1
Exons: 7
Coding region: 1887-2879 (330 amino acids)
Biological process (GO): negative regulation of T cell activation; regulation of immune response
Source: RefSeq, a predicted model, not a curated record
GAGUGAGGGAGAGUUGGCUGUCAAGUGUCACACCGAGGUUCCUAGCAGUCAGAGUGGGUUUUAACACAGAGUUGCCAAAGUUAACAGUCAGGUACUGGGUCAGAGAGUCUUUUCCGGUGAAGAGAAGUAGUUCAGUCUGUCGGGGGUUGAUCUUCAGGUGGUGAGCGGACAUCCACGGAGAGAUGUCAGUCAGACAGGCAGAGAUCCGUGCCGCCACCUGAGUGUCAGAGUGAGGGAAGGAGAGAAUUAGUUGGGUGUCAUCAUCAGCGUAGCUUUGGUAGGAGAAGCCAUGCGAGCAAAUGAUGGAGCUGAGAGAGUUGGUGUAGAGAGAGAAGAGGAGGGGACCCAGAACGGAACCUGAGGAACUCCAGUAGUAAGAGGACAAGGUACUGACACAGAUCCUCUCCAAGUUACCCGGGAGGUGCGGCCAUCAAGGUAGGAUGAGAGAAGGGAGAAAGCAGAGCCUGAGACACCAAGUUCCAGAAGGGAGGAGAUAAGGACCUGGUGGUUUACUGUGUCAAAUGCUGCCGAAGGGUCCAGAAGGAUGAGGACAGAGGAGAGAGAGGCGGCUCUAGCAGCGUGGAGUUGCUUUGAGACAGCAAGGAGAGCAGUCUCUGUGGAAUGGCCCGCCUUAAAGCCUGACUGAUGGGGGUCAAGGAGAUUGUUACGGUGGAGAUAGGAGGAGAGUUGGUUGAAAUAGCAGGUUCAAUAGUUUUGGACAGAUAGGGAAGAAAAGAUACCGGUCUGUAGUUGUUUUCUUCAGAAGGUUUGAGGGUGGGCUUCUUCAGGAGUGGGUUAAGUCUUGCCUCCUUCAUAGAGUUGGGAAAACAGCCAGAUAACAGAGCAUUGUUAAUGGGACAGGUGAGAAAAGGAAGAAGGUCAGCAGCAAUAGAUUGUAAAAUAUGGAAUGGAAUGGGGUCGAGAGGGCAGGUGGUGGGACGGGCAGAGGUUACCAAGGUAAGAACCUAGUUAGGAGACAGGGGGGUGAAAGAGGGAAGCGAGGCCGAUAGAGCUGAAGUCGGUGGGAUACAGGUGGAAGGAGGUGGGUUAGAGAAGGAGGAGCGUAUGUCAGCUAUUUUUUUGGUAAUAUAGCUGAUAAAGUCUCUUGGAAGAAGAGUGGAGGGGGAAGGAGGACUGAGGGGUUCGAGGAGGUUGGUGAAGAUAGAAACACGUUUAUUGGGGUUAGAAAAUGAGGACUCAAUUCUGGAUUGGUAGAAACCACUUUUGGCAGCAGAGAUAAAAGCAGAAAAAGAGGAGACAAGAGACUGAAACACAUGCAGGUCGUCAGGUUGUUUUGUAUUUACGGCAUUUUCUUUACGAUGCUCGCAGAGUGGCUCUCAUAGCACGCACAUCAAAGCAUGUGAAUGUUUUAAGAUGGAACCACUAAAUACAGAGUCUUAAAAUGAGCAUGAUAUGUCCCCUUUAAGAUAUUGGUAAUGCUUCUAUGUGAAGACUUUAAAAAAUGGUUGAAAUUGUUAAGGCUGGCGUCAACGUUGAAUGGAAGUUAAAGUCUUAAUACUUUUGGUCGCUUCUGUAAGUAAAUCAGAUCUACAUCAGAUGAUUUCUACAAAUACAUAAGUUUGCAAUACCAACCCAUGAAGCUUUUUAUGCAGUGUUUGCCUUACUGAAAGGUUAGUAGCACUCAUCAUUUAGAGCUACAGACACAGAAAUGGGACAUAUUGAUCUAAAAAAAUAUAACUUUUAUCACUUAACCACUAGAUGGAGGCUAUUUUACAAAAAGUCAGCCCAUGGGCUUGUCUAACAAGCUCCAGUCAAAUAUCCAAACAGGACUGAGGGGAGGAGAGAGAAAGCUUGUGAAGCUCUAAAAACAUUGUAAGACCAGAGAGUUUAACAGUUGGAUUUAGUCCACAAUCAUAUCACUGAUUAUGGGAAUGCUGAGGAUAUUUACAGCCUUUCUUCUUCACAUGGCCUCUUCUUUGGCGGCUCCUGUGCCCUGUGAGGAGAAGGUAAGCAAUCUUGAGGCGGAGAUCCGGGGUCUGAUUAAGGUGAUCAACGACCAGCAUCGCUACAUCCAGGACCUCCACAACAGCCAGGCACAGCAGCUGCAAUACCUACCAAACUCCCACCUCGGCCCAGAGAAUCUCCAUAGAGACUGCUCCGAGGUGUUUGCAGACGAUAACGUGGCCAGCGGGCUGUAUGCGAUACGUCCCGAUGGUUCUCACACUGCAUUGACAGUGUACUGUGACAUGAACAACGGAGGAGGAUGGACUGUCUUCCAGAGGAGGAAAAACGGCAAAGAGAGCUUUGAUCGAGCGUGGGUGGAGUACAAGCAUGGAUUUGGAGACCUCUACUCACCUGAUGGAGAAUUUUGGCUGGGCAAUAAACCUCUACACGAUCUCACUUCUCAAGGAAACCACAACCUGCGGAUUGAAAUGGAAGACUUUGAGGGAAAUCAGCGCUAUGCAGAGUACAAGAACUUUAAACUGGAUGAUGAAAAGGACCAGUACCAGUUACAUGUGGGGGAGUACACUGGUAAUGCAGGAGAUGCCCUUGCUGACGUCCGUGGCCCCCCCUCUGCCGGGAGUGGGGUCAAGUUUAGCACCUUUGACCAGAUGAAUGGCAGCGAUAUGGACACGGACGGCACGUGCAUCAGACACAGCAAAUCAGGCUGGUGGUUCAGCAGGUGUGACUCGGGCAACUUGAACGGUCACUACUACAAAGGGCCGUACCAAGCGAUGGCUGAUGACGGGGUGGUGUGGUACACAUGGCACGGUUGGUGGUACUCUAUCAAAUCUGUGGUCAUGAUGGUACGAGCUGCUGACCUUGAUCAUCCGCCACCGGUCAACGGGGUGUUGCCGGGACAACUGGACCCCAGCAAAGCGGCAGGUGACGCCAUUCACGUUGCUCGUCGUCAAUAGAGAGCAAUUGUCUUUACAAGAGCUGUAAACAGAUUUGACUUAAUUCUCAUACAUUGUAGCGUACACACUGAAAUAAAUCAUGGUCAUCUCACA